AUGGAGGACGAGCCCCUGGCCACGGGCGUGAUGCUCUCGCCCACGCGCAACGUGAGCCAGGACGGCGAGAUCGUGCGCCGCUGGAUGGAGAUGGUGCUGGGCGACAAGUUCCUGGACGACCUGCCGGCCGCGCUGCGCUCGGGCGAGCUGCUGUGCGACCUGGUGAACAAGCUGUACAAGGCGCUGGGCAUGAAGAGCCAGAUCAGCCCGGUGCGCGCCGCAGCGACGAGCGAGCAGGACGCGCUCGGCAAUGUGUGCGAGUAUCUUAGGGCUUGUGAAGUGCUGGGCGUUGCGCGGCAAGAUCUGUUCCAGCCGGACGACCUGCUCAAGCGCAAGGACAUGGAGAAAGUGUACAGCAAUAUUUUGGCGCUGCAGACGGUGGCGGUGUCCCUGUCGAACCGCCGCUCGAUCGAUGAGCGCAGCUCUAUGAUCAAUGCUCCGGACUGGUCCCCGCUGUCGGAACACGGUAUCUUCACGGAGGACGAUGUUGAUAUUGAUGCGGAUGAUCUGGAUCUGGACUCGCCGGAAGCUGUGCACAUGCUGCAGCAAUCACGCUGGCAGCGGUUAUUGUUCGAGUAUGAGCACCAGCAGCAGCGGAAGGAAGAGAAUGAUCUUGCUGGCGAUUCCUCAGCGUCUGACGGAUUGGGUCCACUGGCGCACGGAAUUUGGCGGACAGAGGAGCGGAUACGAGCGAUUCUGAUGCGUGACGAUCGUGAUUUUGGAGCGGUGCCCGAGGAAUUGCACGGAAAGCUGUGGAUGCUUGCGUCAGGGGCCCAAAUGGAAAUGCGGAAGCACAAGGGCAUGUAUGAGCGAUUAUUGGCGUCUGAAUUGGAGAGUACAGAAGCUACGCGACAGAUCGAUGUGGAUCUGCAUCGGACUGUUGCUGAGGAGGACAAGGAGCUCUGGACUGACGAGAAAUCGAAAAUAAUGCGGCGGGUUCUAGUCGCGUAUUCGUAUUACAACCCUGGGCUGGGUUAUUGUCAAGGCCUGAAUUACAUUGUUGCUCGCAGCCUGCAACAUCUGAGCGAGGAAGAAGCGUUCUACUUGCUUAUUGCUAUUGUUCGGCUGGUUCCUGACGAUUACUACACAACAAUGUUGGGUCUUGCUGUAGAUCAACACGUAUUUGCCGAUCUUGUGCGCCUACAGUAUCCAGAGAUAUCGGAGCAUUUGACGGAGCUUGGAGGAUCUGGGAUGGAGCUGUCGCUGGCUUGCACGGAAUGGUUCUUGACACUCUUCGCAAGUCCGUGCGAACGAGGAGUCACGUUCCAGAUUUGGGACGCAAUUUUUCUUCAGGGUGAAGAGGUUCUCUUUAGAGUAGCCCUGGCGUUAUUGCAGCAGGCAAAGGCAGAACUUCUCGCGUGUAACGCCUAUGGCGACAUGCUGAAGCACCUGAAUGAGCUUGGUCGAGGAAAUGUUGACGCACUGGAGCUUAUGAAGAUCUCCAAGAAGCAGGACUGUGUAAUUCGUGGCCGGAUCGAAGAUUUCCGAGCUCAUCACCGUCUACAACUAGCAUCAGGGAUUGUCGCCUCCACGGUUGAAACCGAGGAUGCUCGUAGCUCAACUACAGGACGAAGGAGCUCCGAGACGAGAUCUGAGCCAAGACUGCGGAUAUUUGGCCGCAAGAACAAGCAGGGCAUUUUUCGACACAUGGACAAGAUUCCUCCUCGCCUGGCUCGAACGUUUGAUAGGCAUCUUACCGAUGAGUACACGGAGUCUAUUCGAAGAGACCACCCACAUUUUGCGGGGUACUACGAAGGAAUCCAGCUGCAAGUUAUGGAGGAGUAUUGGGGCUCAGCUGAUAGUUACCGUCAGUGGGGCGUGCGAAAUGUCCGUCGCAUCUCGAAGGAUGGCUUUGCGGUUAGCAGUUCCAAGGACAAAGAAACCCAUCGCAUGAAGUCUGACCCAAAUUUGGUGAGUCGCCGUGCAACAAGUCCACAAGGUUCGGACGGUGAUGACAAUGACUCUGGACUGACGCGUGAUCGUCGAAGCAAGAGCUCUGCCUUGAUGUAUAAGAAGAACCAGAACCAUAGCGCUAAUAGCACCCCCGGUGGCCGACCGAUGAAGGAUAACGAGGAGAUUGGACGCUCGCCCUUGGCUUGGAUUCAGCGUUUCGAGGAGUGGCACAAGGAUAUGAAAACGCAAAAGGAGAAGAAGAAAGCGGAGAAGAAACGCUUUCGGCUCUAUCAGCGCUCAGAAAGUAUGUGUGGUCCGAGGAAUGGUCAAUCUGACUCUGGAUCAGGCAACACGUGGUUGCGGGACGCGAUUGAUUCAUCCCCGCCCCUACUUCGUGCUCCGUCGAAGAAGUCGCAAGGUCUUGGCGUGGACGGGUUCUCGUUGGGUCACCGAAGAAGAUCGACUGAGCACCAACGAUCACCCGACAACGUGCCGAUGCUGGAAGAGCCCCCGCUCUCACGUUCCUUUUCGGAUCCGUUCCGGUCCCCUGCCGGCAUUGCUGGACAUCAACGGCACACCACCAUUGAGAAGUCACGCUCGGAGGUCGAUCGAGGUCCAAUGAUACCGCAACACCCGUUCAAACGUGACUACGACGCACCGCCUCAGAAGUCGGAUUUCGAUGAUGCACGCAAGCGUACUCGAAGCGGGAGUGUACGGGGUUCUCGUGGCUUUAGUGACCAAAGCACACUAUCCAGAAGCACCAAUUCGUAUGCCAACACCGCCUCAUUCACCCAGGACCACCAAGACGACACAUGUUCGAACCAUUCGAGUGACGACAAGGGGACAAAACAGAGUGCUGAUGAGCUCAGCCCACCGCCGCUCCAUCUCGAUAGACCAGUGGCACAUGAUCCUUUGUACUCCCCAGUUCACGUUCGCUCCAACUCGGUGGACUUCAUUGUGGAUGAACCAAGCUCCCGUGUUCCACGUCAGGCUCACAGUCGAUCUAACUCGGUGGACUACGUCGUGGAUAAACCAGCUCGACCUCCAGUUCACUGUCGCUCUAGCUCGGUGGAUUUCGCUGUGGACGAGUCAAGCGCGUGUGCCGUGCCAACCAUCCGACGAAUCGUGUCCGUACCAAUUGAAGACCAGUUCGCCCAGCGUCUGCGCAACAAGGAGCGCGCCAAUGUUCUGCAGUACAUGCACCGGAAGGCGAGCGACGCCAGCAGUAUCGCCGGGAGUAUCCCACGCAGCCCUGCGCGUAUGAGCGAAAGCUCAAGCGACUCGUCUCGAUUCGGUGACCACGCCAGCAACCGAAGCGGGAAGUACCGGAAGAGCUCCUUUUCGUUCUUCGACAAGCUGUCGAGCGACCUGGAGGGCAGUCUGGUGGACGAGGCGGAGUUCAAGACCGAAAGCAUCGGCCGAGGCUCCCUGUCCUCAGUUGCAACUGGUCGGUCAAGCACCGUCGAUGAGCAGCGGCCCAUGGGCGGACCAAUCUCCAUCUCGUCGUAA
Molecule: messenger RNA, 3402 nt
Organism: Phytophthora sojae
Lineage: Eukaryota; Oomycota; Peronosporomycetes; Peronosporales; Peronosporaceae
Exons: 9
Coding region: 1-3402 (1133 amino acids)
Molecular function (GO): protein binding
Source: RefSeq, a predicted model, not a curated record